AUGGCAUUGAGAAAGUGCAGCGCAGUGCUCAUUGGCCGCAUUGCCGGCAAUUCUCGCCGAUUGGCAUCAACGAUGACUGUUCGUGAUGCUCUCAACCAGGCAAUGGACGAGGAAAUCCGUAGAGACGAUCGCGUGUUCCUUCUCGGUGAGGAAGUGGCGCAAUACGACGGAGCCUACAAGGUGUCAAAAGGCCUCUGGAAGAAAUACGGAGAUAAGCGAAUCAUCGAUACCCCGAUCACUGAAAUGGGAUUCGCCGGAAUCGCCGUCGGCGCCGCGUUCGCCGGUCUUCGUCCGAUUUGCGAGUUCAUGACCUGGAACUUUUCAAUGCAAGCCAUUGAUCAGAUCAUUAAUUCGGCUGCCAAAACAUUCUACAUGUCGGCUGGACGGGUUAAUGUUCCAAUCGUCUUCCGUGGUCCAAAUGGAGCCGCUGCUGGUGUCGCCGCCCAACACUCACAAGACUACUCGGCCUGGUAUGCUCAUUGUCCAGGGCUCAAAGUGCUCACCCCAUACAGCGCCGAAGACGCCAAGGGUCUUUUGAAGGCCGCCAUUCGCGACGACAAUCCGGUCGUUUUUCUCGAGAACGAAAUCCUCUACGGACACUCAUUCCCGGUGUCCGACGAGGUUCUCUCCGAAGAUUUCAUUGUGCCAAUCGGAAAAGCGAAAAUCGAGCGCGCUGGCGACCACGUGACGCUCGUCUCGUUCUCGCGAGGCGUUGAAUAUUGUCUGGAGGCCGCCAAGCAGCUCGAGGCGAUCGGCGUCAGCGCUGAAAUCAUCAAUUUGCGAUCGCUUCGUCCAUUCGACUUCGAAUCAAUCCGCCAAUCGGUGUUCAAGACACAUCAUUUGGUGACCGUCGAGACCGGAUGGCCAUUCGCUGGAAUCGGAGCUGAGAUUGCCGCGCAGGUCAUGGAGAGCGACGUGUUCGAUCAACUUGACGCCCCACUUCUCAGAGUGACGGGUGUCGAUGUUCCAAUGCCAUAUGCUCAAUCUCUUGAGCUCGCUGCUCUUCCAUCCGUUGAGCACGUCGUCAAAUCUGUCAAGAAGAGCCUUAACAUUGCAUAA
Molecule: messenger RNA, 1059 nt
Organism: Caenorhabditis bovis
Lineage: Eukaryota; Metazoa; Nematoda; Chromadorea; Rhabditida; Rhabditidae
Source: the annotation of a GenBank genome assembly